AUGACAGGAAUUGAUCUGAAGAUAAUUCAUCAUGAACUUCGUAUAAAUCCGUGCACGACCCUCUUCAGGCAGAAAGUACGAAAGGUAACACCGGAGUAUCACCAAGCCAUUGAGAAAGAGCUCCGCAAACUGUUGGAAGCAGGGUUCAUAAAGGAAGUGAAGUAUCCAACAUGGAUCUCAAACAUGGUCAUCGUGCCGAAGAAGAAUAGAGGAGUAAGAAUAUGCAUCGAUUUCACCAACCUCAAUAAGGCUUGUCCGAAGGAUAGUUACCCCCUCCCAAGCAUAGAUCAACUGGUAGAAGCCGUUGAAGGGUUUGGCAUUCCUGCAGAAAUUGUCUCAGACAAUGGUAAGAAGCUACAAGGAAAGAAUAUAGACAUGCACUUCGAUACUUUCAAGAUCAGGAAGAACAAAUCGACUCCCAUCUACCCCCAGAGUAAUGGACAUGCUGAAGCCACGAACCAGACUCUGGCUCUCAUCCUCAAGAAAUCGUUAGACGAACAUAAGGGUCGAUGGUGUGAACAGCUUCAUAAUGCGCUAUGGGCGUACCGAACCACACGCAGAUCCGCCACCGGUGAAUAUCCUUUCCUCCUGACUUAUGGAGCUGAAGCUGUUAUUCCAACAUAA
Messenger RNA from Papaver somniferum (opium poppy), 624 nucleotides. RefSeq lists its product as uncharacterized. Gene Ontology annotation, biological process: DNA integration. Gene Ontology annotation, molecular function: nucleic acid binding. NCBI's taxonomy places the organism in Eukaryota, Viridiplantae, Streptophyta, Magnoliopsida, Ranunculales, Papaveraceae. Bases 1 to 624 code for a protein of 207 amino acids. The transcript is spliced from 2 exons. The record is from RefSeq and is a predicted model, not a curated record.